AGGGAAAUAUAUCAUAGGGAUAGUAAAGCUGGCACACAUUUGAAAUAAUAUUUUUAGCAUCACAUGAGGGCCUGUAUGGAACCAUUGGGGAAAUGAUCAGUGUGUGUGUGGUCCUUGGAGGGGUUGGGCCACACUUCUUCUCUGAGCGACUCUUCCCAGCAGUGUGUGGGAAGCCUGUUCCACCACUCAGUCUGGAGGAGGUGAGUCACACUACUCUGAAAGCACAUCGGAAAAUGUGAGUUUUAUGUCCUCCCUAACAGCAACAGGAAAUAAUAGAUCAUCAUUUUUUACAUUUGGUUUAUUUUGCUGUGUUUAAAAUUUUCGAUUGCCUGUCAUACAUUUAUUUUAUUUUAUUCUAGAUCAAAAAAUCAGAGGACCUAUCCGAGGUGAAGAACAAAUUGGAGGAAUUGGUAGACUGGCUGAGCCUACUGGGGCUGAAAAGGAUUGUUGUCAAGACAAUGGAGGACAGGGAUGGUGUGAUUGAAUUGGUGGCUCAACAAUUUGUCCAAGGGAGCAUGCAGGUGGCCUUGGAGCAGUACGUCAACUCUGUUAUAAAUCUGUGAAGUACUUGUCAUUACCUCUUCUAACAUAAGUAUUUUGAAUCGGUCCACCCUCCUAAAUCAAUACACAUCACUAUAUUGUCCUUAACACUUAUUUGUUUAAUAUUUAUACUGUCUCUAYACCAUAACAAGUUCAUAUAUGGUCUCAACUCUCUUGGGCUGCUGGAGGCAUUGGGGACAGCUUCCGAGUACUUUUUGUUGACCCCAUAAAGYCUCUCACUGCCAAGGACCUGAUGGACCUGUUUAAAGUAACCUAUUCCAUACCUGGCGGCAACCGGCGAUGKUUGGRGAACGACACCRUCUGCCRCUGGUUCAACUGGCUGGCCGAGGUGCAAGAUGUAGAAUGUCCUGUAACAGUGGUGAUGGUGUUGGAGUUUGCUACUGGGGCAACGGUGGUGCCACCCCUGGGGUUUGAGGACACCCCGACCAUCGAAUUCCUCCACGCAGCGCGAGGGAGUCUCGCUGGGCAGCAGAAGAAAAAGUACCCAGAGGCAAACACGUGUGCUGUGACACUAAGGCUCCCUCUUCAUAGCACCCUACAAUCCCUUUUAGGGAAUUCAAUGACCUCCGGUAUUUUAAAACCCUGA
This is a messenger RNA of Salvelinus sp. IW2-2015, 1147 nucleotides long. NCBI's taxonomy places the organism in Eukaryota, Metazoa, Chordata, Actinopteri, Salmoniformes, Salmonidae. The record is from RefSeq and is a predicted model, not a curated record.